Molecule: messenger RNA, 811 nt
Organism: Octodon degus (degu)
Lineage: Eukaryota; Metazoa; Chordata; Mammalia; Rodentia; Octodontidae
Product: nuclear transport factor 2
Exons: 1
Coding region: 48-431 (127 amino acids)
Biological process (GO): protein import into nucleus
Cellular component (GO): nuclear pore central transport channel
Source: RefSeq, a predicted model, not a curated record
AUCGUGCCAGACCCGCGGGUCUCAGUGAUACUGGGUGACACUCCAGAAUGGGAGACAAGCCACUUUGGGAGCAGAUUGGAUCCAGCUUCAUUCAACAUUACUACCAGUUAUUUGAUAAUGACAGAACCCAACUAGGCGCAAUUUAUAUAGAUGCAUCAUGCCUUACGUGGGAGGGACAGCAGUUCCAGGGGAAAGCUGCCAUUGUGGAGAAGCUGUCUAGCCUUCCGUUCCAGAAAAUUCAGCACAGCAUCACAGCACAGGACCAUCAGCCUACACCAGAUAGCUGCAUCAUCAGCAUGGUUGUGGGCCAGCUCAAGGCUGAUGAAGACCCCAUCAUGGGGUUCCACCAGAUGUUCCUAUUAAAGAACAUCAAUGACGCUUGGGUUUGCACCAAUGACAUGUUCAGGCUUGCCCUGCACAACUUUGGCUGACCUCCUCCCCGCCGGCACUCAUGCUGUUUCCUUCUCCCUCCUCUUCCUGAUACUAUCACACUCCUCCAGAUGCUCCAAAUAUCAUACACAAGCAAGUAGGGCCGUGGUGGAAGUGGGUGCAGCGCGCUGCUGCCACCACAGUGUUGUGCAUGAUGUUUGGGCACUAGACUAGUUGCAUCUGACAGGAGAAGUUUGUGUUGUACCAGCGCAUGCCUUGGAAAGACUUAAGUAAUGCAAAAGGUUGUCUUUUUUUUUUUUUUAAUCUACUGACAAGUUACUCUAGUAACCCAAAGAAGUGAAGGAGAAAGCAGCUGCCUCACCACCCAAAUAUUGAUUUGUUCAGAUGUUUCAAUGCCUCAUGAUACAAUAAAACCACAAAA